Molecule: messenger RNA, 2946 nt
Organism: Ficedula albicollis (Collared flycatcher)
Lineage: Eukaryota; Metazoa; Chordata; Aves; Passeriformes; Muscicapidae
Gene: SLC7A6
Product: solute carrier family 7 member 6
Exons: 10
Coding region: 503-2050 (515 amino acids)
Biological process (GO): amino acid transmembrane transport
Cellular component (GO): membrane
Molecular function (GO): L-amino acid transmembrane transporter activity
Source: RefSeq, a predicted model, not a curated record
UUGUAUAUGUGGGCACGAAAGAGCUGGUUGAGCAGAUCAGAUCUUUACUGGGAAUUGUUUUUGUUGCACGGGCUUCCUGUCUGUUAAGCAUAUAUAUGGUAGGGCAGUGAUUGUUCUCUCACCAGAAAAACAUAUCCUAGACAAGCUGUAAGCCUUUCCCAUGUAAAUGUUCAGACUAUGAGGUGCCUAAACAUAUACAUUGCAAUGAAUAAGUGUUUCUGAGACUUUCAGCCUUUGCUGUGUUGGUGCCUGGAGACUUUGAUGCCCUUUGCCUAUAUAGAGCAAUCUUGAAUCUUGCUCGUAGGGCCAGACAUUGUGUUCAGAAAUAGGAGUCUUACAUCAGAUAUAUAUGAAUAGCCAAAGUGUGUAUGUGAAGCUGUGCUACAAUGAGAGUUGUUUUAUGCAAUCAAGAACUAAGGAAGACAGAAGCAAGAGCACCAGAAAUCUCCCCUAAUGAGCAGAUUGUGAUUUGGAGUCGUGGAGAAUUCACAGUCUUUCCACAAUGGCAGAAAGGACAGAUAUUGCAAAAUCACAAAUUUCACUGGCUGAAUACAGCCCCGUCAAGCAAUCAAAAAGGACAGAUCGAAGUAGAAAGCAAGCUGGAGAAGAAAAUACAUUGCAACUGAAGAAAGAAAUAUCUUUAAUAAAUGGGAUAAGCCUUAUAGUAGGCAACAUGAUUGGUUCAGGUAUCUUUGUUUCUCCCAAAGGAGUUCUCAUCUACAGCAAAUCUUACGGAUUGUCUUUAAUAAUUUGGGCAAUUGGAGGGAUAUUUUCAGUUUUUGGAGCUCUCUGCUAUGCUGAACUUGGAACCACUAUUACGAAGUCAGGAGCCAGCUAUGCAUAUAUCUUGGAGUCUUUUGGGAGCUUCAUUGCUUUUAUUCGUUUGUGGACCUCACUCCUAAUUGUUGAACCAACUAGUCAGGCAAUCAUUGCCAUCACCUUUGCUAACUACCUAGUUCAACCUUUCUUCCCUACUUGUGACCCUCCGUAUAUGGCUUGUCGUCUCUUAGCAGCUGCUUGUGAAUGUCUUUUAACAUUUAUAAAUUGUGCCUAUGUUAAGUGGGGCACACGUGUGCAGGAUGUAUUUACUUAUGCUAAAGUUCUUGCUCUUAUUGCCAUCAUCAUCGCUGGACUCAUUGAAAUAUUCCAGGGACAUACAUGGUACUUCAUGAACUCUUUUGCGGGAUCCUCUACGGAUAUUGGAGAAAUCUCCCUUGCGUUAUAUUCUGCCUUGUUUUCUUACUCUGGCUGGGAUACGCUCAAUUAUGUAACAGAAGAAAUCAAAAACCCAGAAAGGAACUUGCCCCUGGCUAUUGCAGUGUCUAUGCCAAUUGUAACUAUUAUCUAUAUUAUGACCAAUGUAGCUUACUAUACAGUGCUGGAUGCCCAGGCUGUUCUCUCUAGUGAUGCUGUGGCAGUGACAUUUGCUGACCGGGUAUUUGGUAUAUUCAGCUGGACAAUUCCCAUUGCUGUAGCCUUUUCUUGUUUUGGUGGACUUAAUGCUUCAAUUCUAGCAUCAUCAAGGCUAUUUUUUGUAGGAUCACGGGAAGGUCACCUUCCUGACCUGUUGUCUAUGAUCCACAUAAAGAGGUUCACACCUGUGCCAGCACUGCUCUUCAAUUGUUUUAUGACCCUUAUUUACCUGUGUGUGGAAGAUGUCUUCCAGCUAAUUAAUUACUUCAGCUUCAGUUACUGGUUUUUUGUUGGCCUGUCUAUUGCUGGGCAGCUAUAUCUACGUUGGAAAGAACCAGAUCGGCCAAGACCUCUUAAGCUGAGUUUGGCUUUCCCAAUAAUAUUCUGUUUAUGCACAGUAUUUCUGGUGGUAGUGCCACUCUAUAGUGACUUUUUAAAUUCAGUGAUUGGAAUUGCCAUUGCUUUGUCUGGAAUUCCAUUCUUUUUCUUGGGAGUCUAUUUACCUGCAUCAAGGAGACCUAAAUUUAUUAACAAGACUAUAGGUGCAGUCACACGAUACAUGCAGCUGCUCUGUUACUGUGUUCUAACAGAGAUGGACCCAAAUGAAGAAAUGAAGGUAGAAAUCAAAUCCAACUAAAGUUCAAAGCCUUUACAAGAAGCAGGAGAGGAUAAAGCAAUUACACAAACGAAGGGGAAGAGGUGGAACUCUGGCAGACACAGAAAAACUGUUUUCGGUGGUCUUUCAGAAAUGCUGAGAAUGUUCUUACUUGCAGAUGGACUCCAACGUGGAUCAUGCCCUUGUGUCAUCCUCCUAACCUGUGGCAUGUUUCCAGGGUAGGUUUUCACUGGAUAAUGAUGACCUACUCCUUACCUACUCACACAACCUGUGUGUCCAUUCUGUUUCUUCUUCAGAAUUGGUAUGAAAAUGAUAAGAGCUAAUGGAUCAAAUUAGAUUUCUGCAGAACCAGGUGGUGAAGCAAUGCAUUAUUUAAGUUAGACUAAAAACCACUUUGACUCCAAAGACUAAGUCAUUUCCAGCUUAAUUCUGAUGGAUGUUUGCAUGAAAUGAUUUGCUGUACUAUCUCAGUUUUUAUCCCAGAAGAAAACUGGUCACAACAAACUACUUCAUUUGUUUUUCUGCCCCUAAUGAUAAAUUAAGUUCUGCUCCAUUAUUUAUAGACUGAACCGACCUUUCUCCCUUGAAGAUUUUAUUCUGUAUACUACACGGAAAUGUAUCUGACUGUGGCAAGGGUUUAAUCAGCAAAGCACCUUGGCACUAAAGAUUUGAUUAAUGGUUGUUGAUUUUUUCUUGUUAACUUCUUAGUACUUUGUCAAUUUCUGCUAGGUUUUAUGAAACUUCCAAAAUUAAAAUAUUCAGUUGGAAGCCUGUAAGCAUUUGUUUGUGAAAUGUUUCAAUGAAGACAGAGUAGCCGAGUUGCCUCAGCAGUCAGAAAAUUCCCUUUAUAAAUUUCAGUGCUGUUCACAAGAAAUUGACCAUCUGAAACCUCCCAGAAACCACUUAUUUUUUCUUUC